Porites evermanni is the source of this 929-nucleotide messenger RNA. The record is from the annotation of a GenBank genome assembly. NCBI's taxonomy places the organism in Eukaryota, Metazoa, Cnidaria, Anthozoa, Scleractinia, Poritidae.
AUGAAAGUCCUUGUACCCGUGAUUGCCGAUGUCAUAAUUGUAGAAAUGUUAACCAUAGCAGCAACACAAGCGGAAGAGAAAAUGGAAUGGAUGAAACUGCUUUCAACAACGGUUGUCGAUGUGGACAAGGAAACAAAUCUAAAGACGACGACCUAAUGCAAGAGUCGUGUCGAGAUGGCAGUCGAAAAUCGAGAUGUCCGUGUGUUGCAAGAGGUAUUGGAUGUACAAAUCUUUGUAGGUGUAUACUGACUGUGCAAACAUCAUGCAGGCUCGCGUCGCCCAAGUAACACCAAUGAAGCAAAGAAAAAGAAAGAGAGAAUUAGUUUCUCCCUACAAAAGGAAAAAAGGAAAGGAGUUUAUGGAAGACCAUAAAGCAUCUAUCAGUUCAGGGACCUGGAGAAAUCUAGAAACAUUUUGUUUGAUAGUAUGCCGAGAGGUGCUGUUAUCCCAUAGCAUUUCGGAGAAUCCGGGAAAUUUGAAAUUGUUGUACAAUUUCGUUGCCCAAUCUGAUAGCGUUAAGGCAAUGUUACUACCCAUUAGUGUCAAAUCUACCUCACAAAUUGCCGCAAAAAUAGCAUACUUGAGUAAAUUCCAUGAAAUUUGAAAAAAUCUGACAAUGGACUAAUCUUGUAACGGUGUAGUCAAGAUACGUUCAAAAUUUUAAGUGGCACUCCCUUUUAUAGUUGCCGACAUCACGAGGCAAAAAGCGAUAGUGACAAUCUCGACUGAAUGAAUUAGUGACCUUCAAACUAUAUAUCGGUGUAUUACGUAUCGCACAGAGUUAAGUGUUUGUUUAAUUUUAAUUUUCAGUCGUGCCACUGUACGGAAUCCAACUUAUCUUGACACAACUGAUAUCGCCCAUUGUAUUAUUCCUUAUAGCCGCAAAAGUUACAAUCAAUUCAGAUAUAAUAAUUUGGCAUAUAAGGUGA